GUAACCCAAGAAAAAGCGAGCACCCUACCCUUUCUGUUCCAAAAGCCGGCCGUCUUACUCUAGUUUCACUUAUCUGCCAAAUCAACAAUUUCUUUUGUUCUCUGAUUUGAGGCUUGCGUUCGCAUCUAAAGGCAAGCAAAGCCAAACACCAAGCAAUCAUGGAAGACGAUGAAGUGAGGGAUGAGCUUGCGCCAUUCGAUCCUAGUAAAAAGAAGAAGAAGAAGAAGGUUGUGAUACAGGACCCUGCAGAUGAUUCUGUUGAUAAGUUAGCCGAGAAAACUGAAGCCUUGUCUGUUUCUGAUGGCCUUGACUUUAGCAACCUGAAAAAGAAGAAGAAGAAACAAGUAGAGACCAGUACAUUCGAAGAGGAAAGUCAGGAUGCCAGAGAUGAUUUUGAUGAUCAUGUUAAUGGAGAUGAAGAAGGUGACGGCAUUGUCUUGCAACAACGUUUUCCUUGGGAAGGAAGUGAUCGUGAUUAUGAAUAUGAAGAGCUUCUUGGUCGGGUGUUUAACAUUCUCCGGGAGAACAACCCUGAGCUUGCUGGAGAUAGGCGUAGAACUGUUAUGAGGCCUCCACAAGUUCUUCGUGAAGGCACCAAGAAAACUGUAUUUGUGAAUUUCAUGGAUCUAUGCAAGACGAUGCAUCGACAACCAGAUCAUGUCAUGGCCUUCUUGCUUGCUGAGUUAGGGACAAGUGGAUCACUUGAUGGGCAGCAGAGGUUGGUUGUUAAGGGCAGGUUUGCACCAAAAAAUUUUGAAGGGAUUCUUAGGCGUUAUAUCAAUGAGUACGUUAUUUGCCUUGGAUGCAAAAGUCCAGAUACAAUACUCUCAAAGGAGAAUCGUCUUUUCUUUCUCAGAUGUGAGAAGUGUGGGUCUGGACGAUCAGUUGCUCCAAUUAAAGCUGGUUUUGUUGCUCGUGUUGGCCGUAGAAAUGCUGGCACUUAGGCUUUUUGCUUUGGCCAAAAUGAUAUCCGGACACGAGAAAUUUAUGAACAUCAAUUUAAGUUUGUAGUAUCUACCCAUACAAUAUAAGGAGGUUGUUGAUAAAAGUGAUUUCUUAUGUGAGUAAUAUGGAUAUCAAGGAAUGUGUUUGAGACUUUCUUUUUCCUCUUGUGAUCAA
Durio zibethinus is the source of this 1119-nucleotide messenger RNA. RefSeq names its product eukaryotic translation initiation factor 2 subunit beta-like. Gene Ontology annotation, biological process: translational initiation; formation of translation preinitiation complex. NCBI's taxonomy places the organism in Eukaryota, Viridiplantae, Streptophyta, Magnoliopsida, Malvales, Malvaceae. Gene Ontology annotation, molecular function: mRNA binding; translation initiation factor activity; translation initiation factor binding. Gene Ontology annotation, cellular component: eukaryotic translation initiation factor 2 complex. The record is from RefSeq and is a predicted model, not a curated record.